AUGGCUGCAACCGACAUUCUCCUCAACCAGGGGACUGGCUACGGCCUCCUUAUCGGGCUUGCCAUUGCCUUUGCCCUCAUUAUUCUCGCCGCAGUACGCAUCCAGAGACGCUACUUGGAGGAGGAGACAAACCGUUCAGAAAUGUUCAUGGUUGCCAACCGAUCAGUUGGUAUAGGUCUGACAGCGUCUGCCGUGUUCUCAAGUUGGAUGUGGAUCGAUGAGACUGUGUAUGCUUGUACAUAUGCCUAUUGGUGGGGGAUUGCAGCUCCCGUAUGGUAUGCAAGCGCGCUCAGCUGCCAGAUUGCCCUAAUGGCCUUUAUGGGUAUUAUCGCCAAGCUGAGGGUGCCGUAUGCCCAUACAUCAAUGGAGUUCAUACGGAAACGUUACGGAAACAUGGGCCAUGGGGUUUUUAUUGUUCUCAACCUGAUAAAUAAUUUCUUCGGAUGCUCAUCUAUGAUUUUGACGGGUAUGCUACUCUUCCAGGGAAUAACGGGCAUGCAUCCUGUAGCCGCAGCAUUCCUGAUCCCGUUGGGAGUCAUGCUGUACACCGCUGUAGGUGGUCUGAAAGCUACGUUCUUGACGGACUUUUGCCACACGACCAUUGCUCUCGUCCUCUUGAUCUUUUUCACGUUAUCGAUUCUCACAAACGAGCAUAUUGGGGGCAUCGGAGGUCUUUACGACAAAGUGAAAGCACUCGAUGUCCACAUUGAUGGGAACUACAAGGGCUCACUUCUGAGCUUCAAGUCCCAUAACGCAAUUAUCUGGGGUGUUGUUUUGCGAAUCGGAAAUCUUGCGUUGGUAGUUAUGGAUACUGCGUUCUGGCAGAAGAGCUUCGCGUCCGAAGUCUCUGCGACGGUACCGGGUUACAACCUUGCUUCCAUUGCGAUCAUCGCUGUACCAUGGACUAUUGGCACGGUGGUUGGGCUGGCUUGUCGGGCAAUCGAGCACACUCCAGUAUUCGUAUCCUAUCCCAAUAUCCUCAGCGAAACCGACGUCGCGAAUGGGCUUGUCUUACCGUACGUCUUAAAGUCAUUACUUGGCGACGGUGCUACAAGGGCUUUCUUAGUACUUGCUUUCAUGGCCGUUACCAGUACGGUCUCUUCGUCCAUGAUUGCAGUCAGUAGUAUCGUCUCGUUAGACUUCUUCAAGACAUACUUCAAGCCGAACGCUUCGGAUAGACAGAUCCUUACAGUCAGUCACUUGGGCGUAGUUGCCUAUGGACUUCUUAUCGCUGGUUGGACACUGAUGAUGAACUACAGUGGAGCAAAUGGAAACUGGAGUACCUACUUUUUGCCCGUUGUUACAUGUCCGGGAAUCUGUCCGCUCCUCCUGACCCUGAUCUGGUCACGGCAAACGAAGCUUGCCGCCAUCGUAUCGCCAGUCCUUGGUCUAGCGGGUGGACUUGGUACCUGGCUUGGUCUUUCGAAACGUUGGUACGGUGCCAUUACGAUCGCUACCACUGGUCAACAAAUGCCUUCUCUUUGGGGCUCACUCGUAUCUUUAUUCGGGCCCCUAGUCCUCUCUAUUAUCAUCUCACUCGCUUGGCCACAACGAUUCGAUUGGCGCGAGUUUCUCAGAAUCGACCUCAUCGAGGAUAAGUCGAAGCCAAGCACGACGGCACCGUCCCCCCAGGAUAGCUCCGUGGGGGUCAACGAAGAGCAUCUCACGACCGAGGAUAAAAACAAGAAUCCUGAGGUUGAAAUCGGCUCUGUACAGCCUCCAAUCCCGAAUCAAACAGUGCGCCCUGAACUCAACAAACUUCCAUUGGACCAGGUAGUCCAUCCCUUUGACCAGGAGACCAUGCGCCACGUGAAGAAGUGGCUGAAGAUAGCUACUGUUUUCAUGAUAGUAAACUGGACGGUUACGAUCCUGCUCUGGCCUAUGCCAUUGCACAGGGAUUACAUCUUCACAAAGUCAUUUUUCUCCGGUUGGGUGACUGUAUCUCUCAUAUGGCAAUUUUUUGCCUUGAUUGCGGUUGUCAUAUAUCCUGUCUGGGAUGGUAGACAUGUUAUUGCUAGAGGUUUGAGAGGUAUUGCCAAAGACAUCAAACUGAAGACGAGUUAGAACAUAGUAAAUUUGGAAAUGAUAUUUAUCGAAGUGAUCCAAGCCGAGUCACUGGUGAAUGCCAUGAUGGCUCUUCUCGUCUUAUCGCUCCAGGUCAUGCUCGAAGCCAAGUCUGGAAUCCCCAGAAAUCCUGUACGCACGAAGUGCUCGACUUGCUCAUCAGAACUGCAGCUUGUAAAUGCGGCCUUAGCACUUCAGCGUCCCUUCUAAAAUGGAAAGGUGGGUUGAGGCGAAUAACAAAAAGUUGCGCCGAAACGACGUUAUUUCAGAGCGUCGUCCUAGGACGAUAUCACUUAUGGUGGACCUUAUGGGACAGUUUCUGGAACUUCCAAUGAUCGAAGGCAAUCCCAAAGCGUGAUAGCCAACUCAAAGGGAGAUAAAUA
Molecule: messenger RNA, 2447 nt
Organism: Paecilomyces variotii
Lineage: Eukaryota; Fungi; Ascomycota; Eurotiomycetes; Eurotiales; Thermoascaceae
Product: SSS family solute:Na+ symporter
Exons: 6
Coding region: 1-2064 (687 amino acids)
Biological process (GO): urea transmembrane transport
Cellular component (GO): plasma membrane
Molecular function (GO): urea transmembrane transporter activity
Source: RefSeq, a predicted model, not a curated record